Messenger RNA from Thelazia callipaeda (thelaziosis nematode), 1763 nucleotides. Lineage: Eukaryota; Metazoa; Nematoda; Chromadorea; Rhabditida; Thelaziidae. The record is from the annotation of a GenBank genome assembly.
AUGUUUUCGGAAGAUGGAUUUAUAUUUUUGCUCAGAAUCUUACGCGAUGUGGAAGCGAACACAGUACGUUUAAAAGAACGUGGACAAGAUGUGCUUGUGCUGGAAAAGAUGAAUGCUGUCCAUCAAACUUUUCCAGAUACCUAUCGUAGUAAUCUAGUGCUUUCUAUUGGGAAUGCAACUCUCGACACCAUCGGAGACUCAAAUGUCAAUGCAGGGUCAAGAUGCUGUUAUUCGGUAAUGGCUGGGGUUCCUGAGAAAACUGUAGAAUAUUUGCUCGAAACUCGAAUAGACGCUCAAACCGAUGAUGGCUUAGUGGACACAUUUUUAGAAGAUUUUAUACUUACGCACAUCAUUCACAUGCCUGCAAAUAUUCUAUGCAGUUACCUUAAAAAUUAUUAUAUGCGUGGUUCUACCGUUCGGAUGGAUAAAGCAUUUCCAUUAGAUGAUUAUGAACAAAAAAUUGUUGUAAAACGACGCGUGGUUGCCUUUUUAGACUUAUGGGUUCAACUUCUUGGCUUACGAUUUUUUCUUGACCCCGCAUCGAAUAGCUUUGUUGAGGAGUUGUACUGUUAUGUUCUAGAGGACAGUCGGCAGAUACCAGGAAUGCUGGCUAUUCUAGAACGGAUGUCUGCAAUUCGUGAGCUUAGAGAAAAUGCUAUGCGAACUAUCAAUAGACAUCCAUCGGUAGUUCUCGACUGUGGAGUUUAUUGUUCUCAUUCUCCAGCACCAAAUCCCGUUUUGCCAUUCGAUACUUGUAAUCAAGUGAUUUAUUUAUCUGAUACAAGCUCCUUCACAAUGAGUAUAAGACUGGAUAAGACUGCAGCUGAUAUAUGUGAAAUGGCAAGGGAUAAAAUGCGAUGCGGUGGACAAAGUGAAGACGUACAGUUGGUUGAAGUGAAAAGUAAUGGAGAAAAAAUAAUAUUUCCGCCGGGUGAAAUUAGUGUGCCAACAAUGGUUUCAUUAAAUGGACGUUUGUACAUAGCAUAUAGCGAUGAAAUUGAAACUUUGACACCAAUGCCUCAACACGAUGAACCGUCAGGAAGUAUGCAUUCUUCGUUGUUAGACUAUUUAAGUAGUGUUGAUAUCGCCCAGCAACUGCUUAUUUUUCAUACGCAGUUAUUGGAAGCAACAGAUGAUAUAGAACUUAUCACACAGGUACUUGGACGAGAACAGCUACCUGGUCGGAUUACCUCAAAUUUAGAUCUCCUAAUGCGUCGUUUCAAUGAGGUACAAUUUUGGACCACGACUGAAGUUUUGUUAGCCCGUGGAAGUGCCAAACGUCUUUCAGUGCUCAAAAAAUUCAUCAAAAUUGCAGCACACGCUAAAGAGAAUCGAGAUUUGAUGUCGUUGUUUGCCAUUAUCUUAGGUCUCAGCAACGUUGCCGUCAGCCGAAUCACUCAUCUUUGGGAUAAACUUCCAUCAAAGAUGAAGCAACAAUAUGCAGAUUUCGAGGCAUUACUUGAUCCAUCGCGUAAUCAUCGCGCAUAUCGAAUGCUGGCUGCAAAUAUGAGCGGACCGACCGUCCCAUUCAUCCCGCUUCUUCUCAAAGAUUUGACGUUCACUCAUGAAGGGAACAAAACUUACUUUGCAGGCUUGAUAAAUUUCGAGAAAAUGCACAUGAUUGCUAAUAUUCUGCGAAACUUCAGGCAAUGCAAAUAUCAAGGUACGUUACUCUCAGGCUACUUAAUUGAUGCUGUUGCUUUUGAACAGCGGAAAGUCUUCAAAGCAAAAAACCUCAUUAGGUAUGACAAUCUGUUUUAACA